Molecule: messenger RNA, 2845 nt
Organism: Girardinichthys multiradiatus
Lineage: Eukaryota; Metazoa; Chordata; Actinopteri; Cyprinodontiformes; Goodeidae
Gene: hif1an
Product: hypoxia inducible factor 1 subunit alpha inhibitor
Exons: 8
Coding region: 281-1321 (346 amino acids)
Biological process (GO): negative regulation of Notch signaling pathway; peptidyl-aspartic acid hydroxylation
Cellular component (GO): cytoplasm; nucleus
Molecular function (GO): ankyrin repeat binding; [protein]-asparagine 3-dioxygenase activity; peptidyl-histidine dioxygenase activity
Source: RefSeq, a predicted model, not a curated record
CGAUUUUUUUGAGCUUGUGUCGUUUUGUUUGCUGCCUGUCACCAGCGUGUAAACAUUCACACACGGAACAGAGCUGCGGUGAAACCCCGCAGGAGCCCAUUAAUUUAAUUUAUUCACUAAUAAACGUGAGCAGGGCAGAAGGCUGUCUUGGUAGUUCCGUUGCAGCAAAACUGUUUCUAAAUAUUUACAUAGAAAAGGAAAGAAAGCAGCAGCAGUUGGACGCUGUCAUUGUUUGGUGGACCGAUACAUCAGCAGCUAAAGCGGGGCUCGUUGAACGACCAUGGCAGCGGCGACAAGCGACUGCGGAGCGGCUUUCUCCGGCAUCCAGAGCCGGGGCUGGGAUGAGUCCCAGCUCCGGAAAUACCCUUUCCCAACCAAGUCCAUUCCCCGGCUGUCUUACACGGAUCCCAGGGCAGAGAUGCUUAUAAACAACGAGGAACCAGUGGUUUUAACGGACACAAACCUCGUAUAUCCGGCUCUCAAGUGGGAUAUCCCAUACCUCCUGGAGAACAUUGGAAAUGGAGACUUCUCUGUUUACACCUCAGAAAACCACAAGUUCCUCUACUAUGACGAGAAGAAAAUGUGCCACUUUAUGGACUUUGUUCCCAAGUCUCGUCGAAUGGAAAUGAAAUUUUCUGACUUUGUGGAUAGCAUGCAUAAAAGAGAAGAAGCGGGAGAAGAUGAGAGAGUCUAUUUGCAGCAAACGCUGAAUGACACAGUAGGAAAGAAGAUUGUUCUCGAUUUCCUUGGUUUCAACUGGAACUGGAUCAACAAGCAGCAAGCCAAGAGGAACUGGGGACAGCUGACAUCCAACCUGCUGCUUGUUGGCAUGGAGGGCAAUGUGACACCAGCACAUUAUGAUGAGCAGCAGAAUUUCUUUGCACAGAUAAAAGGCCAUAAAAGAUGCAUCCUCUUCCCUCCAGACCAGUUUGAGUUUCUCUAUCCCUACCCUGUCCAUCACCCCUGUGACAGACAGAGCCAAGUUGAUUUUGAUAACCCUAACUAUGAGAAGUUUCCAAAUUUUAAAAAUGUUGUUGGCUAUGAAGCUGUUGUGGGACCUGGAGAUGUUCUCUACAUCCCUAUGUAUUGGUGGCAUCACAUUGAGUCAUUGUUGAAUGGCGGCGUGACAAUCACUGUUAACUUCUGGUACAAAGGUGCUCCCACACCUAAGAAGAUAGAAUACCCUCUGCGAGCUCAUCAAAAGGUUGCCAUCAUGAGGAAUAUUGAAAAGAUGCUUGGAGAAGCACUUGGAGAUCCCCAUGAGGUUGGGCCUUUACUGAAAACAAUUAUCAAAGGGAGAUAUGACCAGGGCCCCAGUUAGAGCUCCAGCCUUGCAGCUGCUGAAUGGACUGCUCCACAAACUGUUUGCAUGUGAAGAGUGUUUUGUCAUUGGAGAUAAGUGGCAGUGCACGGCAGCAAUCAGCCAUAAUGAAAUAAUUCUGCUUCAGUCUCAGAAUGCCGUUGCCAUAACAACUGCACCAAUUAAGGAGGAAGGAAAUGAAUUAAACCAUUGGGAUUUCAACCAACUUGAAGAAGCUCUUUUUUUUUUUUGCCGUUGGAGUGAAGACAUGAAGAUAUAUUUCCUUGAAUCAAGUCUUACAAUUUUUGCUUUUGGCCUUAAAUUUUAAUUUUGUACCUUCAAGGAAACCUCAGUGUUUGGAGCACUAGUGGAUUAGAUGAGGGAUAAAAUAUAACUUAUAAAGAGGACCUAUAGAGAGAUUUUUUUUUAUCUACAAGGAAUAAUACAGUUGCCACUUAAUUUAAAAAUACAACAUUAAAUUCUUCUAUUUCAUCACAAAACAACUUCACAAAUGACUGUUCUUUAGUGUAAUUUAUCUACAUUGUGUAAUUUCAUACUAAUAUGCAGUCAUUUACCAGGAAGACUUGUCAUGAUUUAAAAAUAAGAAAAAAUCUCAGUUAUGGUAUGGUAUGAAUGUAAAACAGUGGGGUGUAGCUGAAGGUGUGAUUGCUUUUUCUAAAUGUUUUUGCUUGUUUAAUUUGUAUUUUAAUAGCUUUACUGGGUUUGGAGUCAAGCAAUCCAGUAAAAGGUGGAGUGCUGAAAAUAAAUGCGUUGCAACUUUAGUUGCUAGUACAAGUCACUGUUAAAAUCUAACAAAACUACAGCGGGUUAAAUGGUACAAAUGAUAAAUAUUAUUAAAUGCUACCAGUUGACUGAACUAGUAAGGCCAUCUGCUGGAAUGUAGCUUUGUAAAAGCCAUUGCUGUGCGGUUUACAGCACCAUCUAGUGGUCCGGUUUGAAAUUGCUUGUUAAGCUUCUCCCAUUUUUUUAGAAUAGCAACUAAGAUAAAAGCAGUGUGUACAAAAAUACAAUUCCUGUUUAAAAAAAAAAAAAAAAGCUAAAUUAUUGUCAUUUUUUCAGUUAUCAAUGCACUGAACUCUUUUCAUGCCUGUGUGAAGGUAAACACUGACUUAAAGCCCAGCAGCCAGACACUGUAAACGUCCCUCAGAUCCAAAGGACAGGUUGAUAUCCGAGUUUCUUUAUGGCUUUCUUGAAACCUUUCUGAGCAGUUUUUGCAUGCGGCAGAGCAGAGUGAAACAAAAGAGCAGAAUAUUGUGUUGUGCGCCAAACUCACAUUGAACCAUGCAAAUUGGACUCAUUGGUAUUCAGAAACAUUUGGUUGAAACAGAUUCUUAACCUCUUAAUAGCGUGCAUAUGUAUUUACUAAUUGUACUCUCUUUAGAGAGUUUUAAAUCAUGUGUAAAAAUGUAGAUGUUUUAUUUUUAGGGUGAAUCAUUUACUGUAUGCAUGUGCUUGAUGCUUACAUGGCAAAAAGGAAGCUAAUUUCAAACUUUUUUAUGGCAUUAAAAAGCUUUAAAUCUGAAA